AGCCACAAGGCAACACUUUCAUCGGUCUCACUUUUUACGGAGUGACAGGUUGAAACGCAGUGAGCCCUGUAAUUGCAGGGUGUUCCCAAGGCAACAGAUAAGGCAUGCAUUUCGUCAACCUGUUUGGGUUCAGUUUCUGAAAAACAACUGAGACUGACGGUGACAGAUUGAGACUGACGCAUUGAUUGCGCUGUUUGGUCGAGACCCGCAUGAACGCAGUAACAUUUAAAGUGUUGCGGCGCUCGCGCCAUUCUAGUCAUUGCAUCUUCUAUGGGAAAUAUAUAUUUCAAUCUACGACGCAGCCGAGGAAGUUCAUUGAAGAAAACGCUUGUCUACACAACAGUUUGCCGCAAGGAGGAUGGUCCUCCCCUUCCUCCUCUGAGGAGCCUCCACUGCUGCUGGACAAAGGCACUAACUUCUGCUGGUCUUACUUUGGUUACACACACUGUGGGACUGACUGUGCACCCUGUCCCGUUCACCCCGACAAGAUGCAUAUGAAUAGCUUACUGAAUCGAUGGAACGAGCUGUCCAGGAUGAGGUGUGAGUUGGAGGUGACCCCUGAACCCAGCAGCCCCACGCUGCUCGGAGAGGUAGCAGACACCUACUGCCAGGUGGACCGCUGGCAGAAGCUUCGCACCGCUGUCCGCAAACUGGAAUUCUGGGAAGACUUCAGUGCCGAGCUGAUUGGGAGUGGCUUCUUCUCCAAGGUGUACAAGGUGUCGCACAGCACAACGAGGAAAGUGAUGGUGGUCAAGAUCUAUAAGAACGACGUGGACCAGGACAGCAUCGUACGAGAGAUCAGUCUACUGCAGAAGCUCUCACACCCUAACAUUGUCAGGUAUCUUGGGAUCUGUGUGCGAGAAGAAAAGCUGUACCCAAUACUGGAGUAUGUGAGUGGGGGCUGUCUGGAGGACCUCCUGGCCCAGGAGGACGUGUCUCUGUGUUGGAGGGAGAAGGUGGACCUGGCCUGUGACAUCAGCAGAGGCAUGACCUACCUGCACUACAAGAACAUCUACCACAGAGACCUCAACUCCAAGAACUGUCUGAUACGGGAGACGUCUCGGGGCAGGGAGGCGGUUGUGACAGAUUUUGGUCUGGCCAGGGAGGUAAUGGUGGAGCUGCCAGCUAAUGACCCAGAGAGGAAGAUGUCUCUGGUGGGUUCUGCCUUCUGGAUGGCCCCCGAGAUGCUCCGAGGGGAACCCUACGACCGCAAGGUGGAUGUUUUCUCUUUUGGCAUCAUGCUGUGUGAGAUUUUGGGCCGGAUCUCAGCAGAUCCCGAGAUCCUUCCCAGAACACGGGACUAUGGUCUAGACGUUGAGGCCUUCAGUGAGAUGGUCCAAGGUUGUCCACGACACAUCCUGGAGCUGUCAGCCAACUGCUGUCUGAUGGAUGCGUUUCGGAGACCCUCCUUCUCAGAGCUGCUGGAUGAGUUGGAGGACAUCGCUGAGAGCCUGGAACCCCCCGACUCAAACCUGACCACUGGGUGAGGGGGUGGGGUCACCGUGUACCCCCCUCAGCCCUCCUCCCCUGGAACGGAGGACAGUGUGGACGGCAGCAGGCAGCCACCCCAGUCUUAUACAGAAGAGGCACUUUAUAGUUCAGGUCCGCUCUACAGGAACCAGGUAUAGGGCUCAUAAUGCAGCGCCUCCUGCUGACUCUGUGUGACUCUGUGUGUUUCUCUGAAACAGAACCGGAUCACUGGAAGUUCAACACUCACCACCCCCCACUGUCUUUCUACAGUACAAACUCAGCUAGUGUGGGUCCAUUUGAAAGGGGUGGGGGUCGAAACAGACUCAAAAAUUCCCUAAAGAGCAUUUCCUCCUGGCUCUUAAGUUGUAUUCUAUGAUGUUAUUAUUCCACUUUAAGUUAAGGAUGUAGAAAUCCUUAUUUGUAAAUUGUACAUAAGGAGGACUGUCUGAGUAGUCCUGAUCCGUCUAUUCUCUUCUGUCAUAAUAUCAUCAUUUAAAACAGGGCUUCCCAACCUAGAUCUGCAAUGCUUUAGGCUAGGAACAUGCCGUUAAUUGCCUGAGGAAGACUCAACUCUGAUGCACACGGGACUAUCUUUGGUUUGUCUCGGACAUUCAGAAGCUUAGCUACGACCUUCUAAAGUCCAUGAGUCAAAGAAAUUGGACUGCUUGGGAAGUAAUCUUAUACAAUGUGUGGCUCUGUCACUAUCAAUUGAUCUAUUCACUUUCUGUAAAAGAGAAUAUCUAUAAUUAAAUGAAAGCAUCUUAAAAUGAUCAUAAUAAAACAUAUUUAUUUGAUAGCGGAAUAACAUUGGAGGAAAUCAGAUCUAGACUUUAUUUUCCUUAUCCAUGAUUAUUAAAUAGCCCAUCUAAAAGAUGUCACGAGUCUUCUUAAACUACGUAGAAUUGCAGGAAAUUAGCUUCAAAACAACAACAUUUUCCUUGGUCCCUCAAAUUAAACAAAAUCAAGCUGGUGGUGUAUUUAAUAUAGAGUCUCUCAAUAAACAGAAAACGGGGAGAGGGGUGGGACAUUUUUCAAAUGUGAAAAAGGGGGCCCUGGGGGUAAAAGGUUGGGAAUCCCUGUUUUAAAAUAACAUUUAUGUAGGACUUCUCCCCCUUUCUUUCAUCAGCCAGUCCAAGUGGUGACACAAUCAAAAAUAAAUCCCUCCCUCUGUUAAAGUAGUCAUCUGAAUGAUGUCAUUUAACGGUGAGGUAAUGGUGGACUGCAGCAGUGGAGCAGGUGUACAGGAGGCAGGAUUGCAGGAGGCAGGAUUGCAGGAGGCAGGAUUGCAGGAGGCAGGAUUGCAUUGCACUAGAAGUGACUGUUACAGUACAUGGCUGAAAUCUAUAGGAUGAAGGAAUUGUGCUACUGUCUCUCUCAUUUCCUUCUUUUUCUGGCUUCUAACGUCAACACUGUUCUGUUGGAGAUUAACAGGUGGCCAGUGUUAGGUAAGGGUUGGUGUUCAGUGUGGUUCAGUACUAGGGCCAAGUAGACAGAGGAAGGAGCGCUAUCCCUCCCUCUCAGGAUGUGAAUAAAAUAAUACUAAACUCAAUUAAACACUAACCUUAGGAAGAACUUAACUGUUGUGUAUCGUUUUAUACUAAAUGCCUUUGUUUCUUGUAAUGCUUGUACUGUAUCUUUUUUGCCUCACCCUUUUGUGGGGAUACAUUUUCUUUACCAUAUAAGAUUCAUACACAAAAUAUUAACAUAAAGUACUGUAUCUGUUGAUCGGGUAGAAUUUUGCUUACUUUACAGAUCUUUAGAUUUAUAUGGAAGAUUUAAAGCAAUGUUUAAUAAAAGGCAUUGAUGUGUG
This is a messenger RNA of Oncorhynchus gorbuscha (pink salmon), 3280 nucleotides long. Its product is annotated as dual specificity testis-specific protein kinase 2-like. Gene Ontology annotation, molecular function: protein serine/threonine kinase activity; ATP binding. Gene Ontology annotation, cellular component: cytoplasm; nucleus. The transcript is spliced from 11 exons. The record is from RefSeq and is a predicted model, not a curated record. NCBI's taxonomy places the organism in Eukaryota, Metazoa, Chordata, Actinopteri, Salmoniformes, Salmonidae. The coding region runs from base 210 to 1487 and encodes 425 amino acids. Gene Ontology annotation, biological process: actin cytoskeleton organization; protein phosphorylation.